AUGUCAAGUGUUUACUCACAGAAGACUGGAUACUCUUCUCAGUCCAAGAAUACUAUUAACUCUUAAGUUUCAAAUUACAUGAAUAAAGCCAAAGGAGGUGGUUAUUCAAAGCUUACCUAGGCUAAAACUGAAGCUUAGCAGAGAGAAAUUCUUGAGAAACUAGAAACUGAAAAGUAAAGAGAGAAGCGAAUUAUCAUGGAAAAGAAGCAGAGAGAAAAAGAAAAAGAGAGAAGAAUGGCUGAGGAAAGACUCAGAAAAAUCAAUGAAGAGAAUGAUUUGCUUUAAAAGAAGAAGGACUAGUAGAAGGAAUUUUAUACCAGAUUUCUCAGGUAGACCGCUGAGUAAAAUUUAAAGAAGCAUGAGGAAAAGCAAAUUCAGAAUGUGCAGCAGGUCAUCAAUAAUCACGACAGGAUGCUUGCAUAAAACAACAAUAAUCGAAAUAUAUACUAAGCAUUAAAUUAAAACUCUUCAGUAAAUUAGAUAUAGCAAUAGCAAAACAGUUAAUUGUCGUAGGGUAAUGUCCAGAGUAAGUUUCAAAGUAAGAUACCUAGACCAGCUUUUGCCAGUUAGCUGCCAUUACCGAGCAGAUAAUUCAAUAUAAACAAACCAAUUGACUCAGAAAAAGAGGAAAAUUUUAUUAGCAAAAUGAAUGGUCUUGACCUUGAGUUAUCAUAAACAAAAAGAAUAUUUGGCUUUUAGAACUAGAGUAAUGAGUAAAAAGCAAACAAUAAGGCAAAUCCUAGGUAAAUAGAAUAGUCACCUUCAAUAGAGAAUAAAGUUAGGGGAUUAUUCGAUAGGGGAGAUUUAAUAGACAGCUUGGAUCUAAAUAUAGGCUAUGAAAGUAUUUAAAAGUUAAAGGACGGAUGGGGUUUCGGAGCUGCUGCAAGGCCGAAGAAUACUUUGGAGGAGAGUAAAGCUGAUAAAUUCAUGAAGGAUUCUGACUUGCUUUAAAAAUAACCAAAAUAAAUACAAAGUCAGACAAGAGCGACUAUAUAGAAGUAAGAGACAGAAGAAGUUGAUUUGGAAAGAGACUCUGAUGUAGAAGAUUUAUUGGAGGAGGAAAAAUAAGUGCUUAAUGAUGAUGAGAUGAAAUUACUUGGCGAGAGGGUUGGAUUCGCAGGAGGGAGGAAGUAAGAAGUAUCAAAUAAAGAUUGGAUAGAAAGUUCUAUCAGACAAAGUGUGAGUGAAUGGAAAGGUAUGUUCAAGUAUAAUAAAGAAAACUAAGAUACUCUUAACUAACCAGAAAUUAUAAAUCAUAAGCCUACUUGGAUAGAUCAAUAGUACAGUAAAGAAGUUAAUUUGCAGAAGAUUUUAGCAAAUAAUGAUAAUAAAGCGGAAAUAUAAACCUAAUAGUAAGAUGAAAAGAUAGAGGAAGAUGAAUUUACCUUUGGGCAAAAAUAGAAGCAAUAAGAUCGAUAGUUGAAUCAAACAAAUAAAAAUUAACCAUAAUAACAACAGUAAAACAAGCCACCAGUUCAUUAAAAGACUGUAAGAAAUCCAUCAGCUAUUUCGCGAGCACCCAAAUUUGAUGAUAAUAAGUCAAUGAUAAGUAAAGCUUCGAGAGCAUCGUCAAAGUCUAAGUCAAGUAUUUAGCAUUCUACCAGUAGUUCGAUUAUCCUCAGUAAAGAAGAGGAGUUAAGGUUAGCAAAGGAAAAAAAGGAGUAAAUGGAUAAGAUCAAGAAGUAAUAUUCGCAAGUUGGAAAACCCAAAAAGAAGAGAGAGGGGUCUCAAGCAAGAGGCGACUCACCCACUGGUGCUACCACCAAGUGCACCAGAGAUGAAGAUAUAAAUAUAGAGGAAUUUAUGAAAGAUGACUUGAGAGCUAUAAAUAGAGAAGAGGAUAGAAUACAAAGAGAGUUACUCAACAUUCACAAAUCAAAUAUUCAUAAACACCACUAAGUAGUGGAGAAAUUCCAAAUUGACACCAAAAUCAAGAACACAGAGGAGCUCGUGAGAAAACUGGUUAAUGCACCUGCCUAGUCUCAAAGCAAUGCUGAAAAUGCUUAUAAAAAUGAAUAGUUACUUAAGAAUAAGAAUUAGCUAAUGAGGCCAGGAGUGUCAGAAAAAUUGGAGGAGUAAAUUGAGGAAAGUCUAGAGAACUUAGAUAAUUUACUCAACAAUAUGAAAUCUAAAGACCCAUAGAAACGAGAGGCAGAGAUUCUUAAAAUUGGCAAAAAGUAUAACAUUGAUUUUAACCUGAGUGCAGAAGCAUAAGAAAAUACUCAAAGUAAUCUUAUAGGAUAUAGCAAAUAAGUUAUAUAGUCAUACUAACAACCAUUCAACUACAAUGAUUAAAGAAAUAAUAUAGGUUCAGAAUAAAUUAAUAAAGGGCAAUAUAUUAUGAGCAAUAAACAAUAACAUCAAUCUAUUCAACAAAACAAUUAAUCUGCUCAAAUUAAUCAAAUUUCAGGAGGUAAAUUGAUUGAAGACGACCAUCAUGAAUCUAUUAAUAUUAACUCUCACUCAAUGCAAAAAGGAUAUUGCUAAAACAAUAAUGGCUCAUAAAUUGUUCACCCUCAAAACUAAGGGUUUUAGUUCCAACCAUUUAACAAUGCUAGCAUUAUUAAUAAUCUAUAUUCUCAACAAUAGCAGCUUUAGGAAAAUCUGAACUAAUUGAUGUACUAACAGCAAUAAAGACAAAAUUUGGAGGGAGAAAAGAUGGGCUAGUAUGUAAAUCUUACAGAAAAAGGUUUAGGUAGCCAAAAAGGCUUUUAACAACUCAGCGAUAUAAUGAGAAAUGAGAAGGUACCGAUGACGACUGGAUAGACUGUUUAGUAAGUUUUUGUAAGGUCAAAUAGGGAUUUAAUUAAGAUGCGAUAAAUGGUAUAAAGACAAGAAGGUCCUGUGAGUUCGUAAGUUGAGGAAAACGAUUAUAAUUUCGAUUAGUAUAAAUAUUCAGAAGAUUAGAUUGAGGAUUCUCUUAAUGGCAAUUAUAAUAAAUAAAUAAAGGGUUAAAAUUUGGUCAAAAGUGUUAAGAAUGAUCACCAGAUUAAUAAAUGUCAAAUGGUGGCUCCGGUAGUCUAGCUAUAAGAAUAUGGUAUAGGGGACAAGGUCAAGAUAAAUCCAAAGUUCAACAUGAAAAUAUUAUUUGAAGAUGAUUGA
Molecule: messenger RNA, 3102 nt
Organism: Stylonychia lemnae
Lineage: Eukaryota; Ciliophora; Spirotrichea; Sporadotrichida; Oxytrichidae
Source: the annotation of a GenBank genome assembly